This is a messenger RNA of Phascolarctos cinereus (koala), 3699 nucleotides long. RefSeq names its product proline and glutamate rich with coiled coil 1 (gene PERCC1). NCBI's taxonomy places the organism in Eukaryota, Metazoa, Chordata, Mammalia, Diprotodontia, Phascolarctidae. The record is from RefSeq and is a predicted model, not a curated record.
CAGCUAAUGAGUGUUAUAUGUCUGAGGUCAGAUUUGAACUCAGGUCCUCCUGACUCCAGGGCUACAAGUCUCCUCUGGUAGAAUUUCAUCUCCUUGAGAACAGGGAGUAUUUCAUUCUUGCUUCAGUGUCCCCCAGUGCCUAGCACAAUGCUUUAUCAAAUGCUUGUUGACUGACUGGGGUCUGGGAUUGUUCUGUUUUGUCUUUGUGUCCCCAGAGUCUAAUCCAAUAUUUUGUACUUAAUAGGUACAGAAUACAUAUUCAAAAGAGCUGGCCACAACAGGGUCACCCCCCCGACCCACACCUCUAGGUUCCUGUGUCCAAGCUGCUUUCAGACCAAGUGUCUGAAGAAUUGUCAUUAAAUACUUGAAAGAACAUGGGAUUUAGAAUCAGGAGAUAGUUCUCCCACUUACUAAGUGUGACCUUGGAUAUGUCUUGCACCAUCACAGGCCCUCAGUUUCCUUAUCUGUAAAAUUAUGUUGGAUCAGGUGAUUUCUAAGAUUCCUUUGACUCCUCAAAUCCUAUGAAUGCUUAGAACAAAAAGGAGUAGGGAUCAGGCAGGCAAAGAUCUUGGAUUCAUGUGGAAAUCAGUCCGCAGCUCAGCAAUGAUAAGAAAGAUCAUCAUCAUCAUCAUCAUCAUCAUCAUCAUCAUCAUGAAAUUCCAAGGACCAAAGAAGAGGAGCACACCUGGAUAUAGUCAGUUCCUUCCACGGACCCUGAGCUCCAGAACAGGAUAAAAUGUCAUCAGCAUUCAUGUUCCUCAAUGCAUCAAUUCACAACGAAACAUGUUCUUACCAGGAAGCCAACCCCUUAAAUCUAGGGAAGCCCCCUGAGGACUGGUGGUGAAUUGGGCCAGGACAGUUGGGAGGAAGGAGGGAUUCAGAGACCAUGUCUGGCUUCCUCACCCUUCAAUCCUGGGAAGCCCAGGCAGGGGCAGGAGGCACGUCCCGAGGGUCCAAAGUUAGGCAGGUGCUUCUGCUAGGCAAGCAAGUCAAACCUACAGCUCUUUUUCCCCUGGCUGGGUUGGUCCAGAGCCCAGGAAGCUCUGUUUGUCUGUUUACACAGAGAGCCUGGAUAAGCUUAUGUCCUUUGGAGGAGGCCUACUCCAGGAGUCAAAAUAGCAUGAAAUUUAAUUUUACACCUAUUUGACCAAGCUUGAUUCAGGCUCCAAUCAGAAGGGGAGAUAAGGGCCCUCGGGACAAGUGUGCCAGGCAGCUGUGCAGCUGGAGCUGGAGUUUUAACAGGCGGCGGGACAGGGACAACACUCGAAGGUCCCCUGGCAGGCCAGCCAUUAAGGCGAACCCUAUCUUCCGCCCACACGGGUUUCUUUGCUGUAGUGUUCCCCGGUUGCUGGGCGCCAAAGCAAACUCAGGCUCUGUUUGCCAAGUCUACUAUGACAAUACAGCCACCAAAUAUUUGUCAGCCGCCAGCUCUGGGGCCGACUAUAAAUACUUCAGCCACAGGUGGAGGGCUGCUGAAUUCAGAGGAAGACCUGGGGGAGCCUUGCCUGGUCCCUGAAGUCAGAUAACAUCUGCUGCCUUGGAAGGCUCCUAGGCUUGAGAGGAAAUGGCUGCUGGAGUGAUUAGAAAUUUAUGUGACUUUAGACUGCAGGCCCCCUUCCAUCAGCCAUUCUUACCUAGUACUGGCCACCGAGACCCAGACUUCCCUGAAACCUCUGAGGAGGAGGAGGAAGAAGAUGGAGAAGAGGAGGAAGAUGGGGAAAAACAGGUGGAGGACCUGGAGCUGGCAGGCCGUAGUCCAGGAUGCCAGAGGUCAGACCAAGAGCUGGGAAAAGGUUCCACCAGGCCAAGCCCAAGUAGCACCGAGAUGACUUUGCAACUCCUGCGCUUCUCUGAGCUCAUCAGCUGUGACAUCCAGAAGUACUUUGGCCAGAAGACAAAAGACGACGACCCAGAUGCAUGCAACAUUUAUGAGGACAGCCGCCCACCUGGCAAAUCUGCAAGGGAGCUCUACUAUGCAGAUUUGAUGCAAAUCGUCCAGAGUGGGGACCAGGAGGAUGAGGACACUGACACUGUUGGUCUCCCCAGGGGCUUCGAUUGCCAGGCCAGGUUCAUCUCCGGCAGAGACAGGUCUCAGAAGCUGGGGCCUCUGGUUGAGCUUUUUGAAUAUGGUCUCUGUCAAUAUGCUAGGCAGAGGGUGUCUGACAGCCGGAGGCUGAGGCUUGAAAAGAAGUACGGCCACAUCACCCCAAUGCACAAAAGGAAGCUGCCACAGUCCUUCUGGAAAGAGCCAGCCCCCAGCUCCCUGUGUCUGCUCAACACCAGCACACCCGAUUUUAGUGACCUGCUUGCCAACUGGACAUCAGAUGUGGUCCAGGAGCUCCACAGUGUGGGAGGCCGGGAGCUGGGCAGACAUGCCCUGGAGAUGGAUCAGUUAGAGGAGGCAUAACCCACAGUUGCUGGAGCUGCUUUACCCUCUCACAGAGGCCGGACUUAGACGAGAGGCUAGGCUUCCUUCCUGGACCAGGCACUGAAAGAAUCAGGUCCAAUGGCAGGCUAAGCAUGACCCAGAACUGUAAGAACCCCUUCCUCUCUGCCUCUUCUUACUAUUAAUGCUUUCAUCUCCUAUCCUCAUUUAUUAAAAGAGUUCCAAACUCUAACAGGUUAUGUGUCCUACUGCCAGGAAGAUGUUUAUAGCCAAUUCUCCUUGCUGCCUGGCUCUCAGCUGGAUCCUAGGGAUCCAGUAGCCUUACCUUGUACUGCUUUUCUGCACUGAUUAAUUUCAGCCCACUUUCCUGGUCAUUUAGGUAAAACUUUAGAGCUGAUGAUAGAGGGACAGCAGCUCCUCUCGUAGUCCUGACCGCCUCCCUACAGCAAGUGCUCCCUCUAGCACCUCUGCGCUACACUUCUGUGGAGGCAGCCAUAUCCCCCCCCCCAUGUUCCCCCUCCCACAAGGAAGGAACUUCUGGCUUUAGGAGAUUCAGGAAUGGUACCAGGGUUGACAAGAGCUUCUGAACAUCUUAAAGAAGGCACUACCUCAAGCUCCUUUAAGAGCUUCUCCCAAUAGCAAGCAGCAAGGCAGGGGUGGCGCUGGACCAGGCUGGCAGGAAGCAAACCUUUUGGAUGAACUGCAAGUGCUCUCCCAGGGAGGCAGGAAGAAAAGGGUGAUGCGUUGAUUAAAUGAACAAACAUUGUCUAUUUACUCAUGAGAUAACAGCCAGAGAAUCUCCUCCCUUGUGUUCUCAGUAGGGUUUAAAGGGCAUCUUGCAGAAUACUGGGAAUACAGGGGCUCUCUGGGGUCCCUGGAACUUUCAGUUGAGCAGAUUUCCCAAUUAUGCCUUGUACCUAGCCUUUAGGGAGUUUUUUUCCAGAGGCCCUAAAGAGACAGGACUACUGACAGCCCCUCUGCCUGAGAGGUAGGAGCAGAGCCAUGACAGUGACUCCCGAGCCACUGGCAGGGUUAUGAAAGAAGAAAAAGGUCCUAAAGAAUCCUAAACCGUACAACUCUCAGCCCCAUUGGUUGAAUUCAGCUGCUCCUGCAUCAGCCUGGCUUACUCAUGAAGGGAGCUCUCAGUGACCCACCUGAUCCAGAGGCAAAAGCUGUGGGGAUCUGGGUGUCUUAAGUUAUAGUCAUUCUGGUCCCCAGGAGUGGCAGAUGGGAGGUCGUGGAGUGAGAAGUGAUGACUAGGGUCCAGCUUCCCAUGAUCCUCUCCAUUCCUACCUCCUGUAUGUUUCUUGGAA